UUGGCGAGUGCCAGCGAAUGGGGUGAGGAGCGGCUGCAAGCUCCGGAGGUCUGCGGGAGCCGGACCGGACCGCACUUUCUGCUAGCACUGAGCCCCCGCGCUUCUUCUCUCCGCCUCUGUCUGCUCGGUCCACUGCCGCCGCCGUCGCCAUGGCUCAAGCUGACGUCGCGCUCAUCGGGCUGGCUGUCAUGGGCCAGAACUUGAUUUUGAACAUGAAUGACCACGGCUUUGUGGUCUGUGCCUUUAACAGGACAGUCUCCAAAGUAGAUGAUUUCCUGGCCAACGAAGCGAAGGGAACUAAGGUGGUGGGCGCGCAGUCCCUGAAGGAGAUGGUGUCCAAGCUGAAGAAGCCACGGCGGGUCAUCCUGCUGGUCAAGGCCGGCCAGGCCGUGGAUGACUUCAUCGAGAAACUGGUCCCGUUGUUGGACACCGGCGACAUCAUCAUCGACGGGGGAAAUUCUGAGUAUCGUGACACCACAAGGCGAUGUCGAGACCUCAAGGCCAAGGGCAUCUUGUUCGUGGGGAGUGGCGUCAGUGGUGGCGAGGAAGGGGCCCGGUACGGCCCGUCUCUCAUGCCAGGUGGCAACAGAGAGGCUUGGCCACACAUCAAGACCAUCUUCCAGAGCAUCGCUGCGAAAGUAGGAACCGGAGAGCCCUGCUGUGAUUGGGUAGGAGAUGAGGGAGCCGGGCACUUCGUGAAGAUGGUCCACAACGGCAUCGAGUACGGCGACAUGCAGCUCAUCUGCGAGGCCUACCACCUGAUGAAGGACGUGCUGGGCAUGGGGCACGAGGAGAUGGCCCAGGCGUUCGAGGAAUGGAAUAAGACUGAAUUGGACUCAUUCCUGAUUGAGAUCACCGCCAGCAUCCUCAAGUUCAAAGACAGCGAUGGCCAACACCUGCUGCCCAAGAUCAGGGACAGCGCGGGGCAGAAGGGCACCGGGAAGUGGACGGCCAUCUCCGCCCUGGAGUACGGUGUCCCUGUCACCCUCAUCGGAGAAGCUGUCUUUGCUCGGUGCUUAUCGUCACUGAAGGACGAAAGGGUCCAAGCUAGCAAGAGGCUGAGGGGCCCCCCAAAGACCCAGUUUGGGGGUGACAAGAAGUCCUUCCUGGAGGACAUCCGAGAGGCCCUCUAUGCGUCCAAGAUCAUCUCCUAUGCGCAGGGCUUCAUGCUGCUCAGGCAGGCGGCCGCCGAGUUUGGCUGGACCCUCAACUAUGGCGGCAUCGCCCUCAUGUGGCGUGGGGGCUGCAUCAUCCGCAGUGUUUUCCUGGGGAAGAUAAAGGAAGCCUUUGACCGCAGCCCUGACCUCCAGAACCUGCUGCUUGAUGACUUCUUCAGGUCGGCCGUGGAGAGCUGCCAGGAUGCGUGGCGGCGCACGGUCACCACCGGGGUCCAGGCGGGUAUCCCCAUGCCCUGCUUCACCACUGCUCUGGCCUUCUACGAUGGCUACCGACACGAGAAGCUGCCCGCCAACCUCCUCCAGGCGCAGCGGGAUUACUUUGGGGCCCACACCUAUGAGCUCUUGGCCAAGCCGGGCGAGUUCAUCCACACCAACUGGACAGGCCACGGCGGGAGCGUGUCCUCCUCCUCGUACAAUGCCUAACAGGCCGCUGCUCCGCCCUCGGACCCCACACACGGGACCUUCCUGGCUACAGCACUCCGCCCCACUCCCCACCCCAUCUCCAGCCCAGUGUGGGUGACUUGUGAGGUCACAGCACCUUGUGCUCUCUCCCUCGCCCUUUGGACCGCCCAGGAACUGAGGGACAGUGGGGACCACGCAGCCCAGCAACAGGGCUGGGGGUCGGCAGGGCCCUCACACAGCUGGGCUCCCUUUCUUUCUACUCAGUAAAAGCCAUGUUGUGUUUACGCCUUUUCUCUACACUCAAGUCUCACCUGGGCCACACCCAGCAGUCCUCCAGCCACAGACAGAAUUGCAGUGGUUUUAAUAAAUUUGAAUCGAUUUUUC
Molecule: messenger RNA, 1964 nt
Organism: Octodon degus (degu)
Lineage: Eukaryota; Metazoa; Chordata; Mammalia; Rodentia; Octodontidae
Gene: Pgd
Product: phosphogluconate dehydrogenase
Exons: 13
Coding region: 150-1601 (483 amino acids)
Biological process (GO): pentose-phosphate shunt, oxidative branch; pentose-phosphate shunt
Cellular component (GO): cytosol
Molecular function (GO): NADP binding; phosphogluconate dehydrogenase (decarboxylating) activity
Source: RefSeq, a predicted model, not a curated record